Messenger RNA from Saccostrea echinata, 16455 nucleotides. RefSeq names its product msx2-interacting protein-like. The record is from RefSeq and is a predicted model, not a curated record. Lineage: Eukaryota; Metazoa; Mollusca; Bivalvia; Ostreida; Ostreidae. Gene Ontology annotation, molecular function: RNA binding. The transcript has 21 exons. Bases 1 to 14715 code for a protein of 4904 amino acids.
AUGGUACGAGAAACAAGGUACCUUCUUGUUGGGAAUUUACCCGAGAAAACCACAGAAGAUGCAGUAGCAGAGCAUUUUAAGCGAUAUGGUAAAAUUCAGAGUGUAAAAUUGCAUCACAGGGAAAAUGAAGAAGGGUCCUCAGCGAUUGUUGCAUUUGGAGACAUUAAAUCGGCUUCCAAAGCUCAUGGUGCUGAAAAUAAAAUAGACGGAAAUGUUUUAUCUACGGAAUACAGUGAAGGGUCUGCUACCGGAAGUGCUGUAACAAGAACUGUCGAGCAAAGACCAGGCUACAGUAGACCAUAUAGUAGAAGCAAAGGGUCUGAAGAGGGUGAAUCUUUUGAUUCAUACUAUGGCAGCAGUAGAUACUCGGGCAGUUACGGAGAGGAAAUAUACAAUAGAGGCAGACCAAGAGAAAGAUUUUCUGGAAGAGGAACAUUCAAAUCUUAUGAUACUAGGGGUGGAUUUCAUGGACGAGUCAAGUCAGUAGAUCAGUCAUCUCAAGAUGGGUUUGAGAAACCGAAGGUCCCUCAAUCCCCUGCCCAUUCUACAUCACACAGCGGCAGCCGACACAGUAGUAAAUAUAAGAAGAAAAAGCAGGUGUCAAGAUCAGGCAGUCAGAGCAGCAGCAGUAGUAGUUCUAGUAACUCCACAUCAAGCAGUGCUUCACGGUCUAGCAGUAGAAGUUCUAGUCGAUGUAGUGCUUCUCGAGCCAAUGCUUUGCCCGCAGUGGUGAAAACCAGCUACCGGACAGAAUCCCAAGAGUCCAACAACAGUGACAAGACAGGAGCAAAUGACGAUGACAAGCGUCCUAGAGGAAUCAUCAUUCAUCAUUUACCAAUGAGAUCUACAGAUACAAGUUUGAGAGAUGGACUAUUUCAUGAAUACAAGAAAUAUGGAAAAGUCAAUGCUGUCCUAGUUGCAGGAGUGGGAGAUGACAGAUAUGCAGUUGUCAGUUUUAGAAAGCCUGAGGAUGCAAUCAAGGCAUUAUCAGCAUCACAGGAUAAAGUCUUCUUUGGGUCCAAAAUAAAAGUGGCACAGCAUGAGGGGAUAGAAGUAGAUGACAAUGAGUUUCGUCCUCCUGAGGCUGAGCUGGAUGAACAUCAUCCCAAAGCCACUCGCACUUUGUUUGUGGGCAACUUGGAAAAAGAUAUAUCAAACCAGGAACUUAGAGAAAGGUUUCUGAAAUAUGGAGACAUACUUGACAUUGAUGUGAAGAGACAAGGGGCUGUAUCAGCAUAUGCCUUUGUACAGUUCACUGACAUCCGUAGUGUUGUUAAAGUUCUUAGGGAGAUGGAAGGAGAAGUAUGGGGCUCCAUGAAACUCAAGCUGGGAUUUGGAAAAAGUAUGCCAACAAACUGUGUAUGGCUUGAUAAUGUGGAUCAAACAGUCCAGGAAAACUUUUUAAGCCGACAGUUUGGUCGUUAUGGACAGGUUACUCAUGGAAUUAUUGACAGAAUAAAAGGAAAAGCUCUGGUCUACUUUACCAAUGCUGAACAAGCACAGUAUGCACUUGUGGAGAUGAGGAACAGAAUACUUAAUAACAAGAAAAUAAUGAUUGACUUUGCCAGCAGAGACUGCCAGGCAGAAUUUUAUGAACAGAUGGAGAAGAAUGGACAACUAAAGGCUGGUCUUCGUCCUGAUGAAAGGAGGGGAUGGAUGUACAAUCGACAGACAGCAGAAGGCCAGUGGGAAGCAAGUUAUGACAACAGACCUGCAAACUUCUUCAAAUUCAGUCCUGGGUUCAGAGGUAGAGGUUCAAGGACAGCUGGUCGUGGAGGAAGUCGGGGAUACAAAGAAGAAUUCUCAGAUGAGUACAGGAGAACGAGAUCAUAUGAAGAUUAUAGAUAUCCAGGGGACUCUGAUGAUUUUGAGCAGGAUUUGAGAGCAUAUCAGAGAGAAAGGCAGCAUGGAAGCCAAAGCCCACCUCCCUACAUAGAAGAAGUGUAUGAAGACCCAGCAUACCGCAGAUCUAAGGAUUACUAUAAGUAUGCCGAGUCUUACCGAAGUGGAAGUCCACACAGUGACAGAGCAUUUGAAGGAUAUGAUUAUGACAAAAUUCGUUUGGAGGAAAAAUAUUACGGAAAGGAGAGAUAUGUUGUUCGUGAAAGAAGUCCAGAUGUGGAAUAUAGUAGAAGAAGCUGGAGUCGAUCACCAUCUCAUGGAGCUCCGGGACAGAUAAAAGAAAACGUGGGUCGUAAUACUCCUCCUACACCAAUGGAUGACGAAGCUCGAGACUUUUCUUCUCGAGAUGUCAGCCCUAUGGAAGAGGGUCAGACAAAGUUCGGUGAUUCAAAAAAUAAAAGACGAAGUGAGGAUGACUUCAAUAUUAAUGAAGCAGACAUAGCCGAGUUAACAGGACGACCCAAGUACCCAGGCAUGUAUCGGACAGAUAGUUCGCCAUGGACGGAGGAUAAGUUUGAAAGAAAACGUUCAUAUGAUGAAACUUUUGGUCAAGAUUACAUUAAAUCUCCAAGGAAACUUGACAGACAAUUAAGUAACAAGUCAGCUUUGGAGAGAAUUGAAUUUUCAAAACGGGAUUUAUAUCAAAAGUAUCAAAUCAUUCAGUCACGUAUCACUGAAAAGUUGAAAGGUCGUAAUGAAAGCAGUCCAAGCUCAGCAAGUAGUGGGUCAGAACCGGGACAAUUAAAUGAAGGUGAACUCUCUAAACUUCAACAUGAAAAAGCUCUCUUACUUGAAAAAUUGAAGCAAUUGGACAAGGAAUCUAGUACAAGUGAUAUAGAAGAGGCUUUUGAUAGUGAGGAUCCGAGGAAAGUUCUAUCAAAGCGUGCUAGAAUGGAUCCAGUGGGACCCUGGGGAGAUUCUGUUCACCAUCUACAAAUGGAGUCGGGCACAAGUGUUCCAAACAUAAAAUCCUAUGACUAUAAAGGAUUAGAUUCAACCUCUAGUGUACGAAAACAACCAGACAAUUUGCAUGAGAAAGAAAGGAACAAAUCUUGUACAAGAUCAAGUGUUGAAGGAAGUGAUCAUGAGGAAUUUACUUCAGUAGUUUCUCCAAAAGAUGUUCAAAUUGGAUUUCGUAAGAAGAGGAGAAAAGGUGAACAUUCAGAUGAGAGGAGCUUAUCGUUCAGAUCAAAGCAUAGUGAAGAGGAAGAUCAUGUUAGUAGUGACAAUGAUGAAGUGAAAAACAUUUCUAGAUUUGAUCAAUUAUCAUCAAAUCCUGUCUUCAGAAGAUUGUCAAGUAAUCAUUCAUCACCUCGCACUCCUCAUUUUUCUCAUGAAUCUUCAAAUGCAUUGCAUAAACAACAUAAAGAGACUGAUGUAUCAGGAAGUGAAGGGAUACCUAGUUCACAUUCUGAGGAAAUGAAACAUCAUAAAAAGACUGAAUCAUUCAACAAAUCUCAUAGCCAUAGAUCUAAACAUAGGCAUAAAGAAGAUCAUCAACCCCCCAUAAUCCCUCUGGGUGAUGAUUUCCCCAACCCAGAGUUACUGGAUCCCAGGAAUCCAGACAGAAUACACAAGUCCCUGUCUCUACCUCUGCCAAAAUUUGCAGAAUUAGAUGCAAAUGUGAUGACUUCACCAGAUGUGAAUAUAUCCCCUGAUAUUUCUAAAAGUGAAUCCCCAAGGUUUUCUUCUCCAAGUAGUGGAAGUAAAAACACUUCGUCACCCCAGAGAUCUCCAAGUGAAUCCGCCUCAACAAAUUCACAGGAAAAUCCUCCACAGGAAUAUAUUCCAGAGGAAAAUCCAUCAGACAUGAAUAAUGAUGGUGCACCAGUGGAACCUAUGGAAGGGAAAGGUGAAUUUGAUUCUGAUGGGAGUUCUGAUCAUAGUGACCAUAAUGACAAUUUUGAGAUGGAUAAAAUCUCACUGGAGGAGCGAAUUAGAAGACUUGAUGAGAAACUGAAUGCAGUACCUUUACCUCAAAGUAGUACUAAAUUGGCAAGUGAAAUGAGUUCUUUGUCAUCCAACUCUACCGUAGUGUCAAAGUCAGAUACUCAGGUUUCAUCACUUUCUAGGACAGCUUUGUACUCCAAGUUUAAAAUCAAUAAGAAAGAAGUGACUCCAGGGACAGGAACGGAUGUUAAAACAGGAGAGAGCACAGACAUUGCAAAGAAAGUCACCUCACGAUUUAGUAUUAUAGACCAGGAUACAAAGCGAUUACAAGACAAAAUAUAUGAAAACUACUCCCCAAAACCUACAUCAAAUUUAGAGGAUACCCAAAUUACUAUGUCUCCUAUGACACCACUUCGCACAAAGGGAGCUGUGAAGGAGAUGCCUGCACAGAUGCCGAAUCUCUCUACAUUGCCAGGGUCCUUAGCAGGAAGGCUAGGAAAUGGAGCUGCUCCAUUUCCAACUUUGACAGUAACAACUACGACUUCUAAUAAUGGCAAACCUGAAGAAAUAAAUGCUGUAGAUGUUUCUACAGUCAAUUCUGCACUAGCACCAGCAAUACCAGAGAAGCAAUGGCCAGUAGAGGGAUGCUUAUCAUCAAAGUCAUUAUUGAAGCCAUGGCAAAUAGAGUCUGCAUCAGUGCCAAAAAAUAGUUCCAAUGAUCAAAGUAAUGUGAAAGACUUUGCUUUAGGCCAAUACCUUUCUGAAGAAUCUGCACAGAGACCAUUAAUUACACCAGCAUUUAAAAAGCAAAUGAGUGAUAAUUUUUCCAGGACAGAUGAAAAAUCAUCUCCAAAAAUUUCUCCAAAAUUUCUUAAUAAAUCGCCAUCACCAUCAAUGGAAAAGAAGGCUGGUUCUCCAACUGUUGAAGUAUCUCUGUCUCCAAAAUCAGACAACAAAUUGUCACCAGAUAUCAGUGAACAGAGAUCAAAUCUACCAUCAGAAAGUGUCCAGUGUGGCUCAGAAAUGCCAAAAAUGGAGACUGAGAAGAACUCUGUGUGUAAUGAGGAGGUAAAAACAAAUUCUGACUUUACACAUGAUUCAUCAUCUGGUAUUUCACCUCCAAAAAGUGAGGAAGAAUCAAUGGAUGUGUCAGCAGAAAAUUCCUCAGAGCUGAGAGAAGAUGAAGGGAAAAGAAAUAAUGAAAGGGAUGAUGACACCAAGCCAAAAAGUACACCACCUGUUGUGUUAACAAAAGCAGAAGUGAAAGAUAUGUCACCUCUAAAGUUAACCAAGCAGAGUAGUGGCAGUAAAGAAAAGUCAUCAAAUUCUUCAAAAGAGUCUCAAAAGAAACAAAACCAAGAAUCUUUCGAGGAGCUUUUAGGUUUAAAUUCUCCAGUGGUGUUUGGAAAACGAAAAGCAGAAACAGAGGAAGUGAACAAAUCCCAAAAUGAGAGAGACAAAAAAGAUGUAGUUAGAGAGCAAAAAUCUGAAUGUAAUGGUUCAGAUUCAGACUCCAAGGAGGUGGAAAAGUUACCACAGUCAAAGAAACCGAAAAUCUCGGAAACGGAAUCUCAGAGCUCGGACACUUCACCAGAAAAGAUGGAUAAAUCGAACAGCAGUGCUAAAAGUAAAGAUUCUCAAAAGAAAGAAAAAAGCAAGGACUCCAAAAAGAAAGAAAAAUGUGAGGGAGACUCUGUUAAAAAGGAUAAAAACAAUCAUGAAAGAAAGGAUAAAGACAAAGAUGGAGGCAGAGACAAAGGGACCAAUUCAAGUUCUACAAAGUCACAGUCACUCUCCUCAAGCAGUAGUAGUAAACCUGAAAACAACAAGAAUGGCAAGACAGACGAAAAAAUAAUUAAAUCCAGUAAAACAGAGCAAAAGAAGCCUGAGAAAUCUUCAAAAGUGACCGGAUCUACCAAGUCAUUAGAUGAUAAAUCCAAAGGCAGCGAGACAAGCUCAAAAUCUGAUGAUAAAAAUUCUAAGUUAAACAAAGAGAAAAAUAAGGUUUCCUCAUCUGAGCAUAAAAAAGAUACUGAAAAGGAGAAGAAAGCAUCUGAUCAUUCAGUACACCGGAAAGACAGCAAAUCCAAUACAACAAAGUCAUCAAGUGAGAGCAAGUCCAAGGAAAAAUCCAAAAACAGCAAAGAGAAAGUGAGUGUCAAGUCAAAAGAUACAAGUAAAACUGACAAAAAUACAAAAGAGGGAACUAAUGACAAAAAUGGCACAAAAGAGGGUACUAAUGACAAAAAUGGCAGCAAAGUAAAGAAAGAAGAAAAACAUGCUGACAAAAAUGUUAAACCAAGUGGUGAAAAAUCCAACACUGAGAAAGCUAAAGAAGUCUCCGAGGGAAAGGAAAAGAAUGCUGUUCCCAAUGAAAAACAGGCGAAACCCAGCAAAGCAACAGAUUCUGAGAACAAGGGGAAAAACUCUUCAAAUUUAGAGAGUACUGAAAGAAACAAAGAAAAGUCUCCAAGUACUAAUACAGGAAAUGAUACUGUAGCUCCUACUGAUCAGCUGAAAGACAAAGUGAAAGGAAAACAUGAGAAAUCUGGGAAAUCAAAGCAUAAGGAUGAAACCAAGUCAAAGUCGAAGGAGAAACACUUAGUUUCGGAAAAAACUAAAGACAAAGUUUCAAAAGAUGGGAAAAGUUCACACAAAAAGGAGGAAAAUAGAACGGAGUCGAGGAAAGACAGCUCAGAAAAGAAGACAGAAGCCAAAACUGAACAAACGGAAUCAUCAAAGUCGAACAGUUCUGGAUCAAAUGAGAAAAAUGAUGACAAGAAAUCAGAAAAUACAGAUGGAAAGAUGGAAACCAAAAAUCAUCAAGCAGAUUCUAAUAAAAAGAAACUGCAUGAAAGUGACAAAAUUCACAAAGUGCACAGGGAUAAACCAAAGUCGAGCAGUUCUAGUGUUUCUGAGGACAUCUUGAAAGGAGAACAAAAUAAGUACUUAAAGGAGGCCGAGAAAUCCAAACCCAGUAAACCUUACAAUAAAAGUAAGCAAGAUGUAGAAAAGACAAUAAAAACAGAGGGUAAACUGAGCAAAUCAGAGGGGGAGAAGAAAAAAUCUCCCAAAGUAAUAGCUGAAAAGAAGAAGUCCAAUAAAGAAAACAAGUCUGACAAAUCUGGGACAUCAAAGAAGAAAGAUAAAAAAGAGGAAACUGAAGAACACACAUCGAGUGAAGCAGCGAAAAAGGCUGAUGAUGAUUUUGAUUGGGAUGCUUGGCAAGAACCAUAUGUAUCUAUGUAUGAUAAGGUGAAACGUAGAUCAACUAUUAAAGACAAAGAGAGGGAGAUGGAACAAAACAGACAAAAACAACUAGACAAACUGCAAGAACGACGGCAGAAGAAAUCCAAAAGUAAUUCCAUACUGCAGAGUGAUAUCAGUUCCACCAAUUACACAGAUUCUGACGAGAGGGAAAGUACCAAAAAGCCUUUCAACAAACGUAGAUCAAAGUCAAAAAAGAUUUACAGUUCAUCCGAUUCAGACUCGGAUUUUACAUCCAGUAUCUUUCCAUCAGAGAAAAAGCUACAACCACAGAAACCCACAAUGGAUCCAUCCAAAAAAUCCAAAAAGACACCGUUUUUGGAUAUUUACUCAUCUGAUUCUGAUGAAUCAACAGACAGCAGUUUUAGUGCUUUACCUGUGACAAAGAAGAAAGUAAAGCCUGUUAAAAGAGACACUAGCAUUGAUAGUGAUGAUAUGUUUCCUUUGAAAUCAAAGAACAGUAACAAAAAAGACCAACAAAAAAGUAAACCAAAAACAUCAUACAAAUCCACUUCGGGGAAGAAGCAAAGUAUAUGUAGUAUAUAUUCUAGCUCAGAUGAAUCGGAUGACAGUGAUUCUGAUCUGGACUUUGGAAAGAAGUUUAGCCGUGCCAAGGGAAAUAAUUUCAGAGCAGAAGAAAAGAAACCAUUGCAAAAGUCAAAUAAGAUUUAUUCCUCGUCAGACAGCGAGUCAGCUGAGGAGCCUGACAUAAUCCCUGCUCCUAAACCCAUCUCUUUACCAAGUAAAUCUCCAAAAGACAAGAAGAAAGGAAAACAGAAAAUCCUUGAUGAUGAGUUGAAGAAACAUGUGAAUGAAACCAAGUUAGCUGAUAGGAAGACUUCAAGUGACAGGGAGACAUCUAAAAGCUCUGUUGUUUCCCAGACUGUGCAUGAAAAAGACAUCCGUGCAGACAGCUUACUUGACUCAAUGGAAAAGGUAACGGAGAGAAACAAAAAAGAGAAAUUGGCCAAGAAAAACAAAAAGAAGGAAAAGGAAAACAUAUUAGUUGGGGAAGGUAAACUGGAAAUAGGAAAGAAUUCUCAGUUUGGUUUGUUUGAGAAAAUGGAGACAUUCAUGAUUCAGAGUGAUGCAAAGGAUAGAAGUUCAUCCAAAGAUCAAAAAGCUGCAACAGAAGAGGCUUUCAAAAAUAAGGUCAAAGAUUUGCAAUCUCCACCUGCACAAGAUCAAGUUAAAAAGCAAAAGGACAACAAGAAAAAGAAAACAGAAAGCAAAAAGGAUAGGGAAGUUAUAAAUAAGAAGCAGCCAGCAUUAAUAUCACCCAUCAUGUCACCUGUUAAUGAAUUCUCCAGUGGAAUUAAUAUCAAUGAUUGUAAGACUGAUGUUGGAAAUGUUAUCGUUGACGAGAUUCCCUUGGACGAAAAUUCAGUAUUAAUGGAUCAUCCGUGCAGCAUGGAGAAUGACAAUGCAAGAAGUAUGUGGGACUCUAGUGAUGAAACCUUUGCUGAACAUCAGAGAAAUGAAAGUUUAGAGAAGGAAAAAAUGAGCAGUCUUUCAUCUGCAACAGAUGAUCUCCAGAUUUUACCAGAGAAAACCUCAUCGGAUGCUGAAGAUUCUAAAACGAAGAAAAUGAAGAAGAAGAAAGUUGUGAAGGAUGGUGAAGUACCCAAGAAAAACAAGAAGAUGGACAAGUUAGUCAAAGAUGGUAGUAAACAAAAGAAAAAGAAGAACAAAAAUAAAACUUGUUCGGAGGUGGAUAAAACCAUUGAUGAUGUUUCAAAGGGUAAAGACAUUCUUCAGUCACAUAUAGCAGGGACCGAAGAGCCAGAAAAUCAGAAAAUUGAAAACACGCACACUGAUCUUUCUGACGUUGACUUGGACUUUAGCACACCAUUAUUUGGAAACUUUGUUCCUGAGAAAAUAAAGCCAAACAGACCAUCUGCAAAGGAAAAAGUAGGAGAUGAGGAUACAAUUGAAAAUGAAGUUUCUGGUGAAGGUGAGAGAGUAAAUGAACCCACAGAAUCUGAAAUGGAUUCAAAAGCUUGUCUGCAAGAACCAUCUCUCAUUGAGAGUACAGCUGAAAAGACUGCAAACCUCAAAGAUGUAGAAAAUAAAACAUCUGUUAAGAAAGACAGUAGUUUGGUACUCUCUCCUGCUUUACAUGUGGCAUUGUCCCCUGACAUUGUGUCUCCAUUACAAGAUGUGGACAAAGGUCUUGGCAAAGAGUUGAAUAGUGCUAAACCAGCUGACAAUUUAUGGAAAGAAGUGAAGGGAUCCUCAGCCCUAAAUGUGUCCACAAGUAAAGUUCCAGAAAGUAGUCCAUCUCAAAAGAAAAAGUUUUCAAAGAAUGAGUCAUCUGGCAGGUCGGAUAUCUUUGAUUUUAAUGAUGAUGAGGAAGAGGUAUUUGACAAACUAAAACCUCGUCACAAUGCUGAGAGAGACAACGGUCUGAAGUCAAAAACUACAGAUUCAAACAAAACUCCGUUCAAAUGGGACAUUGGUGACAUAACCUCCAAAGAUACUAAAACUUCCUUUGAACCAAAGCUUACCAACAAAUUGGUUAAUCACAAGCAAGAGAGCUUGUUUGCAAGCUGGGCUAAAUCACUUGCUGAGAGUCAUGAGAAAGAUCAAAAUAUAAACAAAUUAGCAGAAAGUAACUUUAUCAAUAAAUUACCUAAGAAGCAUACCAGUAUUAAAAAGCAACCAAAGGCUCAGCAGAAGCAUGAAAGAGCAGACACAAACAAAGAUUCAAUAUCACAGGAGGUUGCUGAUGUUGCAUCUCGUGACAAUGUUAGUUGUGAUACUCAUGCUACUGAGAAGAGUGUGAUUUGUAAAAAUUCAGAAGUAGACAAAUCUGAGAAAGAAGAAAAAGAGGAUGUUGCUAAGAAAUUGGAAGAAGAGAACAGUAAAAUUGCAGAGACUCUAGAGGCUGUGUCAACUAUAGAACAGCUUCAAAAUGAGGAAAAAAGAGAAAGAGAAAAUGAUAUCUUUGCAGAUGAAGGAAGCCUUGUCAUCGACGAGACAAAUGCCUGCCUGCCUGAGAACAUUGAACAACCAGCAGAUCAGGAACCUCCACAGGCAGACAGUGAAACAGCUCUGGCUAUUCAGUCUAUACUGGGAUUAGGAGAAGAGGACACUGGUAGUAAAUUACAUGAUUACUCUGAACCAGAGCCAGUGGUGGAAACUCCAUUAUCUAGUCAUCAGACUGAAGAGAUUCCAGUCGCACAAGAUUUGCUAGAAGAAACACCGAGAGAUGAAAAUCAACUUCGAUCUUCUCUGGUUCAGGAACCUAUGCAAGAUCAGGUCAUUCUACCUCCUACAGACUUUACUCUUAAAACUCUAGAACAUGUUCCUGCUCCUAAGCCUUUAGAGCAGGUGGCUCCUACAAGUGUUUCACUGACGCCACAGAAAACCCUUCAAACAAUGGCAGGUCUUCAUGAUCUGAAGCCAAAAACUCCGAGAGGAAAGAAACAAGCAGAUAUAAAAGAGGCUCAGCAGAGGAGCUAUCAACAACUUGUUAUUGAAGACCCACUGCAGGAUACACAAAAUAAAGACGAUUCUGAUGAUGGAGCUCUUCAUAUUGCUACUGAUUUGCCUCCUUUGCCUCAUAAAGAAGAGCAAAGUAGAAAAAUGCAUCAACCAUUGGAAAAUGUGGAGCAAAUACAAAAUACACCUCAAGAAUUCGAAAUUCCAACUCCAAAGAAAACCAAGACCAGAAGAAAGAAGUCAGGAAAAGGCACUGAUGAACCUAACUCUAUACCAGUAUCUGAUUUAAAACCUAAUUCAGUGUUUGAACCUAGUUAUGGUUUACCGGUAUCGAUAAGAUCUGAACCAGAAACGGAGGUGAACACUGUUCAAGACGUGAGUGGUUUUGCUUCUCCACCUUUUGCUGGGGACAAAGUUAUGGAUGAUAAGGAAAUAUCCAUGUCUGACUACACUGACUCAGAGAGGAAUGAUGAUGGUGAUUUAGGAUGCGAAGAACCAAAGAGACCACAAAGGGGAGCCAGCAGAAGAAAGAAUUACAAGAAAAUGUCGGGCAUUUCACCCAGAAAUAAUUCACCACGAUCAAGAACAUCACCUAGGUCACCAAGAAUUGCAUCACCCAAACAACUGUCACCGAAGUCAGAUAUUGCCACACCUGUUGUGAAGAUCGAGCGACUGCCCAUGACAAACAAAAAUCUGAAACUAGAUGAAGAGCAAGCUUCCAAAGACAUCCAGUUGUCUAUAACACCUGUCAAAGAGACUGUUCCUGGGAAGGAUUCAGGUGUUCGACGUGGCAGGUCUGCUGGAUCUGCUAUUGAGACACCUCAAAAGACUUUGAAUGUUUACGAUUUCGAUGAAGUUGAAUCUGAGGAACAGAAUGCACCAAUACCAAAGAGACGUUCUUCAAGCAGAAAGAAGAAGUGCAAUGAAGAGGCAUUCGACACUAAAGAUUCUGGCAAAGUUUUAAAAUCUGAAAUAAUGGACACUGGCAUAAAAAUGACUAUCCGACCAACGGUAAGACCUAGUAAGGAUAUUUCUAAAGAAAAGGGAACUGAUUUGCAAAGACUGAAUGAGACAAGGAUGGCACCUUCCCAUGAAAAUAUUCCAAAAGAUCCAGUGCCCUCUCAUCCAAUAGAUGAAAAGAGGGCCAUGAAACCCAGAGAAAUCAUGAGUGCAGAACACAGAGCAAGAGCCCAUUCAUUUGCUAAUGAAAUUGUAAAGCCCUCUGCUGAUACUGAACAUUUUUUAGCAGUUGCUCCACAACCUACUACAUCUUCUCCAAUGAGUAAUAUUGAUAGAAUUAUCGAUAACGUCUCUAAAGGAAUCUUUGAUGCUGCUGAUGGGGGAGAAAUAAUUUCACCUCAACAACUCAACAAGUUCACCACACCUCUAACGGUGGACAUUGGAGCUUAUGAAAGAAAGCGAACUGCAAGUCGAGGCAGUUUUACUGAGGAAUUUUCUCUGAAGUCACCAUCUGUAAAGUCCCCUUCACUGAGAUCACCACAAAUAUCUGGAACGAGUCCGGCCUUCCAGUUACCCACAGGCCUUGUCAAGACUCCACCAAGUUCUAUCUCAGCAGUCAAUCCAUUGUAUCAGAGCAAGAUCAAUGCUAUAAUACCUAACUCUCUGUAUCCAGGACACAUGGCAGAGCUACAAAACAGAGAACCAGUGGGUCAUCAUCUAAUGCCAUCCACUCCCACAGCAACUUCUUCUCCCAUUUCUACCCAGUCUUCAGUCAUAGGGACAAUGGCAAAUAAACUGGAUAUACAUGUGACGAUGACAAUGCCACACUUGGCAAACAAUGCUGGCAGAGUUCCUGCACAUAUGUCAGGUUCUCUUGGAAAACCAGUUACUACCCAGAAAGAGAUUGGCAUGAACUUAACAAAGAGUGCAUUUGAAUCUGCUCCUACCUCUGUGUUGAGCACAGUAUCCUCCUCAAGUAUUGGGAGGUCUGUUAUUGCUAGUGCUCACUCCCAACUGGCUCAGAAUUCCACUGUUGCUGGAAUAAGGACACAACGUACUCAACCAAACAGUGCUGCAGUUGAAAGUGGGCAGAGAAUUCAGCAUAUCUCCCCACAUCUCCCAAAUCAAAAUGCACACAGUGAAGAGAAACCUGGCAUUGUUGCAUCUGUUUCAAUUGGAGAGCGUCAACAACAGAGUGUGACUUCUGCUCCGACAUGUGUAGUACAUCCUAUAACAACAACUUCACUCAGCAAGCAACCACAUAACAUGCCUACUAUGAUUCAGCCCCCAGCUGCAGGUGAGCGCUUCUUCUCUGAUCCCAAGCUAAGAGAGGGCUUGACCAAAGAACAGUUACAACGUUUACCAUACCAUCAGAUAAUGCAAGAGAUGCAGCAGCACCAAGCUCAAAAACCAAAUAAAACGUGUCAGAAACAGCUGGAAAUAGGUAAAGAGAGUCCUCAAAGACCUCCAAGUGCUCACAGCAACCAGCAUAAACAGAUGCUGCCUGGAGAAGCACAUGCUAGAAUUGCUCAAGAGCAGGCAGCAUAUUUAGCCAUGCAAGACCAAUUACGUACCCAGAUGUUACACAAACAGGGAUUUUUUACUCAAGGAUUAUGGCCUCAUCCACACCUUGCCUCUGCAAGUGUUAAAAGUGAUGAUAAAAAGCAGGAGGUGAAAACAACAUCUCCUAAUAUGCACCAACAGAGUAACAUAAUAGCUGCUAGCUCUCAGCAUCCUCAGAUUAAGUCUCCAGCCUUAGCACAAACUGCCCCCAGUAUUCAUCAGAUGGGCCAUCAGCCAGUUACAAAUACCAGUCUCGCAAACAUCAGCAAGAAGACUGCUGACAAGACAAAUGCUGCUGCAAUGAGGUGGGGCAAUGAAAUGGUAAUAUCAGCUCAUGAGGGACCCAAAUCUAGACCUCCUUCUCAUGAAACACCAAGAGCCUCUCCACGCGAGCAUUGGACUCAACCAAGUAACAUACCCUCUCAGAUGGGCCUCAAACCAGCUCACCAACCCCUGGAGCAUAAUGCUCCUAUGUCACAGAAAGAACAUAUCAAAAAGAAGAGAGCAGAGGAGCGCAAACAGCAGGAACUGGAGGAGAUACAUUAUCAGAGACAGAGAGAGCUACAAUUUAUAGAGAAACAAAUCCAAAUGGAGCAGGCUAAUGCACUACACAAACCUAGCAGUUCUACUUCCAACCAGCCCACUGACAUGCGACAGACGGCUCAUGUUCCUGGACAGCAAAGGCCAGACGGACAGGUGGAUAGUAAGAACUUGAUAGAUCCACGUUUUGUUCAACAUCCACUAUAUCCUGGGAUGCCGGAUAUGCGACGGCCUUCCUCUCAAAAUCCAAGUGCAUUUACACCACCAAUUUCAGGAUCUGACAUUUCACCUGCAAUUCCUGCACACAAGAAUUAUGCUGAAAUUCAACAACAGUUGUACCAGCAGCAUCCUCACCUGUACAAUGUAGCUUUGGACCCACAGUUUCACCUCCUUACAUCAGGUCUGCCAUCUCACUACCUGCCACGCCCUGGGGGUCUGUCUAUCCAGGACUUGACCGACCCUGCUCAGUCUGGUAGGAGCAGGUCACCCCCUCGAGUUCAGAAUGUCCCAGUCAGUAGUCAGACUUCAUCCAAACACAGGGAACAGGAGGAACGUAUGGUUCCCAUGCAUGAAACACCAAUGCACAUGCAGCCCCGAGUUAUACAGGAGGCCCCAGCACCAGGAGGGGAGGGAAGUCUACUCAGUCUUCUACAGCGUUACCCAGUUAUGUGGCAAGGUGUGCUUGCUUUGAAGAAUGACCAGUGUGUUGUCCAGUUACAUAUGAUCAAUGGAUACGAACAGUUGGUCAAGCUGUCUCUCCCACCACAAGGCCCUGAUGGGUCAGUGCAGCCUCUCCGUAUCGCCCAGAGAAUGAGACUGGAAGCAGCACAGUUAGAUGGUGUCAUCAAGCGCAUGAAGUUUGACAAUGACUAUUGCAUGCUAUUGGCCCUACCCUGUGGGAGAGACCAUGAUCAUAUCAUAGAGCAGACCAGAGCAAUGACCACAGGCUUUAUUCAGUAUCUACAACAGAAGCAAGCUGCUGGAAUCGUUAAUGUAGCUGAACCAGAGACACAGCAGCCAGCCUAUGUGGUUCAUAUUUUCCCACCGUGUGACUUUUCUCGGAAUACAUUGGAGCGCCUCGGAUUUGACUUGAUGCAGCCACUGAGAGAUUUAGCCCAUCUCCUUGUGAUUAUAACAACAGUGGCUUAAGAUUUGGAGUAUAACAUGUGAAUUAAGUGUACUGAACAUGGAAUUUAUUAAACUGUGAAUUUAAUUCAAAUAUGGUACCAACAACAGAAUCCAAAUUCAGUUGGAUUAACUAGUGAUUUAUAUUGCCUGUGGAGUUGUGUUUUGUGUACAACUAUAUCCACAAGUAUGACAUCUAUUUAGUGAAAUCACUGGCUUGGAAAUCAUACAUUUGUGAUUUAUAUAGGGCAUUUGUCUCAGUCUGUGAGAACAGUGAAUUGCACUUGUGUAGACUUCUGAUGGUGCAUUCCCACAAACUCUGUGUUAUUUGUGAUCCCUUAAAAACAACAAACUUUCUAUUAGUGCUGAAUUCUAAUGUAAUAUAUUUGUACAUACUGGAUAAUUAAUAUGUUUAUGUAUUGUGACAACAUACACUCUUAAAGUAGUGUUGUUGUCCCUGUAUUUAUUUCUGGCUCCAUUGUAGCUUUGUAUUCACUAGUGCUGAUGUAAAUAGUAACUUUGUCUAUACCCGUCCCUGUUAACCCACUUGUCUAAGGUCACAAGGACAAGGUGCAGAUACGUGAGCAUUUCAAUUUGCUAUACUCAUGAAAUGUAAUGGACAUAGAAUUAAAUUGCUUUUUUGUAAAUUAAGACAUAAUACUGUAAAAAAAAAAUUCUGUACAUACUAUGUAAAUAGCCUUGAUUGUAUUUACUUGCGUACUUCACAGUGUUACAAAUAGUUUUAGGUGUUGAUGUAUACUUUUAGUGUCUGUGAUAAGUCAUUUGAUAUGAAUUCUUAGGUGGUAUAUUUUGUUAUCAGCUAUGAUGUGGAGUUCCACCAUCAGGUUCUAUGUUGACCUUUCAUCCUUGUUAACAGUGAGUGUGCGAGAAUGCUUCUGUGACUGCGUUGAGUGUUGAAGUUUAGUGUGAACAAGGUGUGAAUUACUGUAGUUCUAAGAAUUACUCAGUUUCAAGACAUGAUUGUUCUAAUUACAAUUUUUUAAAAAAGUCAAGUGAACAAACUAUUUAGAGAACUCAACAAAAUAUAAAAUAAAAUAAGUAAAUAUGAUUGGAUGUACAGUGUUGUAUCACAUAUAAUUGAACAAGAUUAUGUAUUUUAGAAUCUUUGCAUUAAGUGUGACAUGUAUACAUGUAAGUUCAUCAAUUCUGAGAUCUCAUUAAGGCAGCUAUUCAUCACAGAAUGACAUACAGAAUGAAUGAAAAAUCCCUGUCCUAAAAUACAGGAAGAAAAAGAGAUGAGUGUGUAUUUGUGUGCGAGGUUUAUAUGUGUGUUUUGUAAUUUGUAUGUGUAGUAAUUGACAAAUAUCUAGACAAUGCUGGUCAUUAAAUCUAUUAUAACACAGAUACAGAUAUACUUCUUUGACAAUGUAAGAACAUGUAUUUGGUUGUUAAAAAUUAAGCGUUUUUGGAGAAAAUUGGUAAAGUUAACAAAAGAUACCCUUCAUUUAAAGAGAUUCAAAUUUUUUUUUUUAUUAUACAAAAUUGAGGGUUUUUGGGUUUCUUUUUUUUUUUUUUGGAAAAGUUUGGUGCUACAUUGUGAUACCUUGUUUGUUUCUCUGUAAGUUAAUAGCUGGGUGUUAGAAUUAUCUUCCAUGCAGAUCAGAGUUUUAUUUUUGUAAACCUGUGUUAGUUUUACAAUAUUAUGUGGCUCAAUUGUAUAUAUAUAAGUCAUUGUCACCUAAUUGUCAAACAUUUCAUCAGAGGACGCUUUAAGAGAAUAAAGUACAAGCCAAUGAAAUGAAA